Molecule: messenger RNA, 883 nt
Organism: Dama dama (fallow deer)
Lineage: Eukaryota; Metazoa; Chordata; Mammalia; Artiodactyla; Cervidae
Gene: LYPD1
Product: LY6/PLAUR domain containing 1
Exons: 4
Coding region: 1-474 (157 amino acids)
Biological process (GO): acetylcholine receptor signaling pathway
Molecular function (GO): acetylcholine receptor inhibitor activity
Source: RefSeq, a predicted model, not a curated record
AUGCGGGCGCCGCCGGCGGCACCUGCGGCUCCUCUCGGCGGCGGCGGUCGCCUCGGCGGCAGCAGAGCGGCAACUUUUUGCGGAUUGUUCUUGCUUCAAGGCUUUGCGUUGCAAAUUCAGUGUUACCAGUGUGAAGAAUUCCAGCUGAAUAACGACUGCUCGUCCCCCGAGUUCAUCGUGAAUUGCACGGUAAACGUUCAAGACAUGUGUCAGAAAGAAGUGAUGGAGCAAAGCGCAGGAAUCAUGUACCGCAAGUCGUGUGCGUCGUCGGCAGCCUGCCUCAUCGCCUCGGCUGGGUACCAGUCCUUCUGCUCCCCGGGGAAACUGAACUCUGUGUGCAUCAGCUGCUGCAACACCCCUCUUUGCAACGGGCCCCGGCCCAAGAAAAGGAGCAGUUCUGCCUCGGCCCUUCGGCCCUGGCUUCCCAGCACCAUCUUGCUCCUCAAGAUAGCCCUUUUCUCGGCACACUGCUGAAGGCGGAAGGAGAUGUCAGCCCCUCCUGCAUUGUUCUUCUGGCCUGCCCUCCCCUGCUCCCCGAGAUUCUUCUGGGUGUCCUUUUAUUCUGGGUAGGGAGGGGAAUCUGUUCUUUUAGUUCCUUUGGAAACAGAGAGCUCAGUGUAAAAAAAAAAAAAAAAGGGAAAGAAAAUCCUUGUGAGCUCUGAAUACAUAGAGCUUGAAUUUUCGAUGUGUCCUUGAAGGAAGGAAGGAGGUGGGGUGCACAUUGGCCCCAUCUGUAAUCAGUUGAGGCCAGGCUGGCAGAAUCAGCUCUCAGCUGAUAACUUCAGUGGCUGGCUGCUCUUCCCAGGCCGGUCUUCCACUCCUGUCCCUGACGGGAGCACGGUUUCUUCUAUCACUGCCGCGUGAAGGUAACAUGGCUUUCGUG